Messenger RNA from Adineta steineri, 582 nucleotides. The record is from the annotation of a GenBank genome assembly. Lineage: Eukaryota; Metazoa; Rotifera; Eurotatoria; Adinetida; Adinetidae.
AUGACAAAUACUUCUGAAACUCAUCGAACAAAUUCUAAUAAUCAUAUUGAAGCUUUAGCUUUAUCGAAAGAAUUUAUGUCAAUCACAAAUACGGAUGAUAUAGAUGCAGCUAUGAUGAUAUUAAAACAAAAUGAAUGGAAAAUUGAACAAGCUAUCAGUGCUUAUUUUGAUUUAGAACAAAUGGAUUCUCAUAAAUCAAAUGAUGGUCAAAAUCAGACAUUUCCACUUGAUAAAAGAACAGUAUCGACAAAUAAUGAAUUAUCAAAUGUAAAAACACAGUUUAAACUUCUUUCAUGGAAUAUUGAUGGACUCGAUGAAAAUGCACUUGAAAUUCGAACUCGAAGCAUUGUUAAUAUUAUUAAAAAAGAAGAACCUGAUGCUGUAUUUUUACAAGAAGUCAUUCCAACAUCACUUCAAAUAAUUCGAACAUUUUUACCAGAAUAUAAAUCAUAUAUUGGCAAUAAUCAAGGUUAUUUUGUAGUUAUAUUAAUACGUCAAGACCUAUUUAUAGUACAUGGUUUCGAACUUAUUUCAUAUCCAGGCACGAUGAUGAAUCGAAAUUUACUCAUCGUUCAUGUAUAG